Lycium barbarum (goji berry) is the source of this 723-nucleotide messenger RNA. RefSeq lists its product as uncharacterized. The record is from RefSeq and is a predicted model, not a curated record. Bases 1 to 723 code for a protein of 240 amino acids. Lineage: Eukaryota; Viridiplantae; Streptophyta; Magnoliopsida; Solanales; Solanaceae. The transcript has 2 exons.
AUGAGGAACUCAAAAAUAAAAGGAGGAAAGAAGGAAACCAUUCCCCCUGUCAAACUAGUAUCAAACAGAUCAGUUAAUACUCAGCAAUCUUUUGAGAGAUUAACUAAUCUGAAUAGAAUAAACAUAUACAGUAUUAUUGGUCUGAUGGAACCUUUUGAAGAUGCUGAACAUAUAGAAAGAUUUAGAAGGAAGUUAGGUAUGGAAACAACUUUUGUCAAUAUCUCAGGCAAAAUCUGGUUAUUCCUAUCAGAGGAUGUACAGGGUUCUGUGGAGAUAGACAAUGAACAUCAUAUUACUUUGAAGCUGUUUCACCAAAGUUUAAACUGUAAUAUAGUCUUAACAGUGGUUUAUGCCUCUUGUGAUGCUGGAGAAAGAAGAGUUCUUUGGGAUUCUAUUAACCAGGUAUCUAAUCUUUUUGAUUUACCUUGGCUGGUGGGAGGUGACUUCAAUGUCAUAUCUACAGAAGAGGAAAAAUUAGGAGAUCUACCAGUCUUGUAUAAUGAGAUAGCAAAUUUCAAUAAUUGUCUCAGCAGUUGUGGUUUACAGGAUCUUGGAUAUGUAGGUAGCACAUAUACAUGGUGGAAUGGAAGAGUUGAAGAAGCACGCAUUUUUAAAAUAUUGGAUAGGAUGGUUUGUAAUGAUAAAUUGCUAGAUGUAAUGCCCACCAUGAAGGUGACUCAUCUGAUAAAAAAGGGAUCAGAUCACUCUCCUUUUGGAACUUGA